This is a messenger RNA of Epinephelus lanceolatus (giant grouper), 1325 nucleotides long. RefSeq lists its product as uncharacterized. The record is from RefSeq and is a predicted model, not a curated record. Lineage: Eukaryota; Metazoa; Chordata; Actinopteri; Perciformes; Serranidae. Gene Ontology annotation, cellular component: nucleus. Gene Ontology annotation, molecular function: zinc ion binding; NAD+ poly-ADP-ribosyltransferase activity.
UCUUGAGAAAUGAAACCUUCACAUCGUUGAGUUAAAGCGAGUCAAGAGGAUUUAAACUUAUAAAGUUUUUAUUUAGUAGCCUUUACCUUUGUUUAAUCUGCUUUUAGGGGGGUUAUUGUCACCAUGUAUUUCCCUCAUCACAACACGGACAGUGGAUUGCUGAUGGGCGGCUGGCAGGAGACUCCAGGUCCAGUUAAUGGGAAGCAUUAUGAGUGGCAACUGUCAAACGGAUGCCAGUGGAAGCCAAUUGCCAAUGACCAUGUGAUCGAAACGCACUACUGCCAACCGGGAGCUAAAGGAAUCACCAUCAACUUUGACGAGAUGAAGGUGUCCAUAGACUUUGAUAAGUUAGAGACUCUGACUCCAGGUCUGAAGGUGCAGAGACUGAGCUUCCUACCUCAGGGUCAGACGGAGGACGUAGGCUGGUACUUCAGAGAUGACCAGCUGUGGUGUGAAUAUGGAUCUCAGAGCUCCAGCACGUUGUCCUCCUCGAUCAGCAGUCAGGAUAUCGAGCAUCAGUUCAGUCUAAACCCUCGGGGAACCUUCAGCUUCACAGUGGGCUCGACAACCUACUCACUAGACUUCUCCACCAUGACCCAAACAAACUGCAUCACAGGCCUGAACAGGAAUGUACGCAGGCGUCCUAAAUUCACUUCCAGUGCACAGAGCCUUUCCUCCACCUCAGUGUUCCCCGCGGCUUCCUCCUCUCAGCUCUCUGAUAGAGGCUACAAGUGGGAGUUCAUGGGAGAAGAGGGGAGAUGGACAGAAUACAAAGCACAUAUUUGUUCAUACGACAGCGCUGCCAUUGAGAGACAAUAUCAGCUGAAUCCACAGGGCCAGAUAAACUUCAGGACCAAGAAGUUCUCGUACACGCUGGACUUUUCAAAAAUGUGUCAAGUCAACGACAGUAUCGGGACAACAAGAGCAGUGAGGAGGACAGCUGUCGAUGGGAGUCAACAAAACAGCAGUUUGGGUUCAGUGCCACGAUGGCAGUUUCGGGAUAUUGGGAGAAGUUGGACAGAUUAUUCCCAAGCGAAUAGCACCAUUUCCAGUCAAGACAUCGAGCUCCAGUACCAACAGAACCCGUCAGGCAUCAUCACGUUUGCCACCAAUGAAUUUAGCUAUGAGCUAAACCUCGCAGCCAUGACUCAGAGGAACCUGUCCACAAACACCACCAGACCAGUGCGAAGACUCAACCAGUGACUGCAGGACAACAGACUUGGAGGUCUGGAGUUCACUCAAUGUCAAUGCUCACAGUUACCUCACUGCCUCCCUCAGGUUGUCUCUCCAUAUUGGGAUGAUUCAGUACUGUCUCGCCUCUUAAG